ACUUGUGCAGUCACAAACAAAAGCCAGAAUUCUUGUGGAAGAAGUGAAAUUGAUUUUUAUAGAAAAUUUAGUUUUAUUCCGUUUUGAAUACUUACAUGUAUCUGUCCCGGGCGAAUGUUGUUCAUCUAAAGGCAACUAGCAAGGAUCCUUCCAGCUACAUGUUAUUAGGAGAAUAGAAAAGACAAAUCGGCUUUCGGCAUAAGAAGAGAGUCGACAAGCGCAGUAAUUUGGGUAUCAAAAUGCGACACGACUGUUUUCUUGUCAAUUGUGUAUUGUUUAUCCGUUUGGUUAUCGGUCAGCCUACUACAGAUUGCGAAAGUCGUUGGUCCGAAGCAUUUGAUAUAAAGAAAUGUGACGACUCAACAGAAGUAUUAAAAGGGAAAGAGGAAGGAUUUACAAUGAACGAGGUGCAAUUACUACGUGCAAUUGUAAUGCGACUUCAGGAUAGGAUCGCCUCUAUGGAGCCCACAAUAACAGAAAUAGACUAUUUAAAAGACAGGGUCAGAGAUUUGGAAAGGAGUGUAUCCUCGCAAAAUGCCACGAUUGAAGGACUGAGACUUUCCGUGAAUAGUCAAAAUGAAACUCUUCAAAUUCCAGGUCCUUCAGGUCCGAAAGGGGAACCAGGUGCACCCGGACUGUCAGGACUCAAUGGCCUGAAGGGUGAACCCGGCGAACCAGGUCCAAAGGGCGUGGCUGGGCUCCCUGGUUUAGAUGGUCUGAAAGGCGAUAAGGGGGGCGCUGGACCGAGAGGCGUGGCUGGGAUAAAGGGAGAACAAGGUUUAUCUGGGCGGUCAGCACAGCAGGGAAUAAGAGGUCCCCCUGGACGGCCAGGGGCUAAGGGGGAGAAAGGUUCCCCUGGAGCGCAGGGCCCCAAAGGAGAGAUGGGUUUAUCUGGGCUCAAUGGACCGAAAGGAACUAAAGGCGACUCUGAUAUUCGUCUUGUUAAGGGAGAGAAAGGUUCCCAGGGAGUGCAGGGCCCCAAAGGAGAGAUGGGUUUGCCAGGGCCAGCGGGACAGAAAGGAUCUAAAGGCGACUCUAAAACUCGUCUUGUAAAGGGCGAAAAGGGUUCUCAAGGGGCGCAGGGGCCUAAAGGAGACACGGGCUUGCCUGGGUCAAGGGGACAAAAGGGACCCAAGGGUGACUGUAGCGCCCUGCUGCAUGUCGGAUCAAAUAUCACCGCAAACGAAAACGGCGGGAAUAUAUUCGAAUUGAAAGACUUAAACCACGAGCAGCACGCCAGUGUGAAGAAUAUAAGGUUAGCCAAUGGUGGAUCUCACUACAGAGGGCGCCUGGAGAUACGUCAUCGACAUCGGUGGGGGAGCAUUUGCGACCAUAAAUUUGGCGUCGAAGAAUCGAAAGUCGCCUGUCGGGAUCUUCGGCUUCCUUAUGAGGAGCCAAUCGUGAAAAGGGGAGCCCAUUUUGGUGAGGGUACUGGAAUUAUUUGGCUGGAUGACGUGGUUUGUGAUGGAACUGAAUCCAGCCUAACGCAGUGCAGACACUUAGGUUGGGGAGUUCAUUCCUGUACUCACGCUCAAGAUGUCGGACUGAUUUGUCAGUGA
Molecule: messenger RNA, 1559 nt
Organism: Lingula anatina
Lineage: Eukaryota; Metazoa; Brachiopoda; Lingulata; Lingulida; Lingulidae
Cellular component (GO): membrane
Source: RefSeq, a predicted model, not a curated record